AUGGGUGUUCAGAAGACCAUCAUCUCCGAGGGCAGCGGCCCCUCUCCCAAGGUUGGCGAAAAGGUCACCAUCCAAUACACCGGCUGGGUCAAGGACGAGUCCAAGCCUGACAACAAGGGUGAUCAGUUCGACAGCUCCGUCGGCCGCGGUGCCUUCGUCGUUACCAUUGGUGUUGGCCAGGUCAUCAAGGGCUGGGAUGAGGGUGUUACCCAAAUGCAGCUCGGCGAGAAGGCCCUUCUCGACAUCACCCCUGACUACGGCUAUGGCGCCCGUGGCUUCCCCGGCGCCAUCCCUCCCAACGCCACUCUCCUCUUCGAGGUUGAGCUCCAGAAGAUCAACUAA
Molecule: messenger RNA, 342 nt
Organism: Fusarium fujikuroi IMI 58289
Lineage: Eukaryota; Fungi; Ascomycota; Sordariomycetes; Hypocreales; Nectriaceae
Product: putative peptidylprolyl isomerase
Exons: 6
Coding region: 1-342 (113 amino acids)
Molecular function (GO): peptidyl-prolyl cis-trans isomerase activity
Source: RefSeq, a predicted model, not a curated record